Messenger RNA from Oncorhynchus masou masou (cherry salmon), 977 nucleotides. Its product is annotated as prefoldin subunit 2-like. Gene Ontology annotation, biological process: protein folding. Gene Ontology annotation, molecular function: protein folding chaperone. The coding region runs from base 120 to 623 and encodes 167 amino acids. NCBI's taxonomy places the organism in Eukaryota, Metazoa, Chordata, Actinopteri, Salmoniformes, Salmonidae. Gene Ontology annotation, cellular component: prefoldin complex; cytoplasm. The record is from RefSeq and is a predicted model, not a curated record. The transcript has 4 exons.
CACCCCCCUACAAAAAUGUAUGCGUGCACUACUGUAAGAGGGUUUUUACACUGACUAAACUUGUUGCCUUCCAUUUGUUUAUUUUGUCAUUUAGCAGACGCUGUUAUCCAGAGAAAUUAAUGUUAAGUGCCUUGGUGAAGGGCAGAUGGACAGAUUUUUCACCUAGUCGGCUCAGAUUCAAACCAGCGACCUUUCGGUUACUAGCCCCAAUGCUCUUAACCGUCGUGGCUGCAUUCCAGAGGAUGCGCACAGAGCAGCGCAGCAUGGCCUCCAAGGCUGCAGAGUUGGAGAUGGAGAUCAAUGAGCAUAGCCUAGUCAUUGAGACCCUAAAAGACGUAGACCCAACAAGGAAGUGCUUCCGGCUGGUGGGUGGGGUGCUCGUGGAGAGGACAGUUAAGGAAGUCUUACCAGCUCUGGAAAGCAAUAAAGAACAGAUCUCAAAGAUUGUAGAAUCCCUCAACACACAGAUGCAGUCGAAAGGCCGGGAGCUCACAGAGUACCGGGAAAAAUACAACAUCCGAUUGGUGGGAGAAGGGGAGGAAGGCCGGGGCAAAUCUGCAGCGUCCUCCAAUGGGGGCGAAGGGAGCGCGUCUAAAGGCGGUGCCGGCGUUCUAGUUUCGUAGCUUUGUGAAAAGGCUUUAGUAAAAUAGGAAAUUGUGCAGAAUGCCAUCAAGCAUCGAGUCAGCACAGACCCUGAAAGGCAUUUCAAGGGCCCGAGUUUUACGUAUGUCUUGCAUGAAGGUUAUAAACCAAUGUUACAAGGGCCAGAUUCUCAAGACCAUUCAAUUGAGAUAAAUUAAGCCAUGUGUUAUUGAAUCCUUUUCACCUAUAGUUAAACAAAACUUAAGCCAACAAUUUACUUUGGUUUAUUUUCUCUUCAGACAUGAACAAGCCUUUCGCCUUUUACUCGAGGCAGUGUUUCAUCAAAAUCUUACGUGAUGAUAGUUGUAUUAAACAACAUGCCUUCUUGAUGACCA